ACAAGGGCAUUGUUAAUUCUAAAUAUGCAAAUGAGCCGUAAUGAAAUUCAUUAGCCAUUUUGGAUGCUCCGAGAACUCCAGAGGAACCUAAGCACCAACAAUGUCACCUUUCCUUCCGUUGAUUUUACUGUCAGUUGUCGGUUACGGUUUGGGGUACAAUUGUCUCAAUACCGGAUACGACUGUAAAAACGGAGGGGCGUGCGAUUACUUCGGUCGUUGUAAAUGUCCUCCGGGUUUUAAGGAAUACGAUUGCGGACUGGACUCAGCGACUGUCACGCCACUGUCAGAGCGCAGAGCCACCUGUCUGAAUAAAGGGGUUUGUUUCAAUGGGAUCAGUUGUUUCUGCCCAGAAGACUACAUAGGGACAAAGUGUGAGGUGCCUGUUCUGAGCGCUGAAUGUGGAAUGUCGUCAAUGAAGAUCAAAGCAUACCGACCCGUCAACUUUAACGGCGAAAUGUUUCUGAAGCAAAGCAUGUUUGGCUGUAAACUUAGAGAAAUGUUCACCAACAUCCCAGGAUAUAAGAUGUAUGAAUUAGAAGUGCCACAUCUUGCAAUUUCACCUUGUGCUUUGAGGAAAACAGAAAAUGCAGAGACAGGAGAUACAACUUAUGAAGUGGAGGUCGCAACUGCACAUACCAAGGGAUUAUUCAGUAUGUCAGACACCGUACACAGCGUCAAAUGUGUCUAUGAAGCAAGACGUAUCGGCGAAAACCCUGUUGACGUCACGAAAGAUAUGAAUCCUGUGUCAAUUAAAGUCGUGGACUCCAACGAGCGACCUUUGAUGCAAGUCCCAAGAAACGAUGCAUUCUACGUUCUAGCGGAGUCCACCGAGAAGUUCCCAGAGGCCACAGGUGCACGUGUAAGGUAUCUGGAGGCUUACAGUCUCGAUAGACAGACCAACCAGGUGAAAUCUAUCAAACUGAUUGAGGACGAAUGUCCUAUAGAAUCGGCUGUCGGCCUUUUGGGGUUUACUCCUUCAAAUGUACCAUUCGAGCUGAAUAUGAAAUGGCUUGGACGCGUGGAAAUGAAAGGUUUCUUUUUAGUGGAUGGCGAACCUCUGUACCUUGAUUAUCGUGUAAAGCUGUGCAGGAGAAAAUGUUACGAGAAAUCCUGCAAUUCACCAGGCCCUAUCCAGAUCCCGGCGAGCGCACCAUUUAAGGACGUUAUAAAUCCGAUCGAAGUUGUAUAAACGUAUUUUAUGUGCUUUUCGAAAAACUCUGUCAGUGUUGCGAUGCUAGAAAAUCCGGGUGAUUAAAUCAAUUAUAUAAGCGCAAACAAUUCAAAAAUAACCAUCUGAAAAAGGCAUAGCAACGGAUAGUUUUAUGUUAAGCAACACUAUCUGUAUUAUUUCAUGUCCGUGAUGUUUGAAUGUGCCAAUGUCAAUUCAAAACUAGAUUAUUCUAUGUUGAAUUCUGAAUACUAAUAAAAUACACUACAAAAA
This is a messenger RNA of Ostrea edulis (European flat oyster), 1441 nucleotides long. RefSeq names its product EGF-like domain-containing protein 2. Bases 101 to 1189 code for a protein of 362 amino acids. The record is from RefSeq and is a predicted model, not a curated record. The transcript is spliced from 10 exons. NCBI's taxonomy places the organism in Eukaryota, Metazoa, Mollusca, Bivalvia, Ostreida, Ostreidae.